Molecule: messenger RNA, 1004 nt
Organism: Trichobilharzia szidati
Lineage: Eukaryota; Metazoa; Platyhelminthes; Trematoda; Strigeidida; Schistosomatidae
Source: the annotation of a GenBank genome assembly
CGGAAAUGUCUUCGGAUGUCAGGAAUGCAAGUGGAUAAAAAUGGAUAUAAAUAGUGCGAUGAAAUUUUGCUUGCUGUUCAAUUCAAAAUCUGUGCACACCAACAACAUGAUUAAGAAGCAUUGUCUGAUACUGCCGUUUGUUUGGACGUUGUUUCAAAUGUCCUACGUGCUGUGCAAUGAAUUAUCUCCGGAACAAAACAAUGAAUUAAACAGGCUGAUCAAGAAUUACAGUGAAAUCUAUGGCCUUUACAAGACUGCUGAAUGCGUAGCAUUAUUGGCAGUCAGAAAAAACGAAACCAUUCGGUAUGCGAAAGACUUUAACGAAGUUAUAAGCGACACCAAGUUUCAGAUAUCUAAGAUAGCAUGGGUGGAUUCUCUGAACGAUUAUAUGCAUUACAAAGGCUUUCCGAUGCACCACUAUUCUGAUACUUUAAAAGAUAUUCGCUCCAAAUUGGAAGAAAUGAAAUCGAAAAUUGACCUCACUACAGUCUACGAUAACUUCGUGAAGUUUCUUCGAAAUGCAUGGACGGCAAGAAAGGAUCUGUAUACAAAAGCAGCUUUGUACUAUAAAGCUGAGGAUAGGUCUGAGAAUGCACAUCCAAAUCAACUAAUGUUCGAAGACAAAUUGGGGAAACCUAUUGAAAAGGAAUUUAUCAAAUCAAGAGAUAAUGCUGAGCGGAAAUGUCUUCGGAUGUCAGGAAUGCAAGUGGAUAAAAAUGGUACGAAAGAUGAAUGAAACACAGUGGACAUGGACUGUUCAUUAACUGAUAAAUUUUUAUUCUGUGGUGAUGGUGGUGUUUUACUAAUUCAUAUCAAUAAACAUUUUCUCAUUCUCAAAAUCAGUUGUGCUUACAACCAGUCGUUGUGUCUUUCAUAUAAUCUACUUAUAUGACUGAAGUUUAACCGAUGUGUUAUUGUGUAAACGCAGGAAACCAAUCCUCUCGUUUUGCUGAAUAGCUGACCAAAACUAACUUGAUGAAGAAACAGUAGAAAACUGUCACGAU